AGAUGCCCUCAAAUCCACAAUCUCUCUCUCCACCCGCCUCCCUUUUUUAAGACCAAACUCUCUCUCCUCUCUCUCUCCGUGAUAACCAGAGCUCAACGAGGUCUCUCUCUCUCUCUCUACGUGAAGAGAUAUUCAAGUACUUAAAUCUAACUCGGAGACUCUAUUCACGGAGUUAUCAGAUCGGAUCUUUAGAAACAAUACUUUUAAGAUGCAGACGACCAACGGCUCAGAUUCGUCGUUAUCAACUCCCGGAGCCACGCCUCCUAUCCAACAACCAACCCCUCCGCCGCCUCAGCAGUGGCAGCAUCAGCAGCAGCAUUGGAUGACGACGGCGGCGGCUAUGCAGUAUCCAGGUGCGGCGGCCAUGAACAUGAUGAUGAUGCAGCAGCAACAGAUGAUGAUGUAUCCUCACCAAUACGUUCCUUACAAUCAAGGUCCUUAUCACCAUCCUCACUUCCAAUACGCACCGUAUCACCAGCAGCAGCAACAUCAACACAAGCCGCCACACGAGCGUGGAUCUGGAGAAGACGUCAAGACUCUAUGGGUUGGUGAUCUUCUUCAUUGGAUGGACGAGACCUAUCUCCAUACCUGUUUUUCUCACACAGGCGAGGUUUCUUCUGUGAAAGUGAUUCGUAACAAGCUAACAUGUCAAUCAGAAGGGUACGGUUUUGUUGAGUUUCUUACACGUGCCGCAGCUGAAGAGGUUCUUCAGACCUUCAGUGGUUCAGUAAUGCCUAACUCAGAGCAGCUCUUUCGUCUAAACUGGGCAUCUUUCAGUACUGGUGAGAAGAGAGCUGUUGAGAAUGGUCCAGAGCUGUCGGUAUUCGUUGGAGAUUUGUCUCCGGACGUGACUGAUGCUAUGUUGCAAGAGUUGUUUGCUGAGAGAUAUCCAUCUGUCAAAAGCGCCAAAGUUGUGAUCGAUUCCAACACCGGCCGGUCCAAAGGCUACGGUUUUGUUAGGUUUGGUGAUGAAAGUGACAGGUCAAGGGCUUUGACUGAGAUGAAUGGAGCUUUGUGUUCCAACAGGCAAAUGAGAGUUGGUAUUGCGACUCCUAAAAGGGCUGUUGCUAAUCAUCAACAACAUUCUUCACAAGCUGUGAUAGUGGCUGGUGGACAUGGAGCAAAUGGUUCUAUGGCUAAUGGUUCACAAGCUGAUGGUGAAUCAAACAACUCAACAAUAUUCGUUGGUGGCCUUGACCCUGACGUUACUGAUGAAGACCUCAGACAACCUUUUACAGAGUUUGGUGAGGUUGUUUCAGUGAAGAUCCCAGUAGGCAAAGGAUGUGGAUUUGUCCAGUUUGCUAACAGGAAAAGUGCUGAUGAUGCCAUCCAGAGUUUGAACGGGACAGUCAUUGGCAAGAACACUGUCAGGCUCUCAUGGGGAAGAACCCCAAACAAGUGGAGAGGAGACUCAGGGCAGCAAUGGAAUGGAGGAUACUCACGAGGGCAAGGUUACAACAACGGAGGAUAUGCUAACCACCAGGACUCCAACACCUAUCCUGCCGAGACUUGAAGAGAAGAGACUCAAGUGAUCAUGAUCACAACACAAUCAAUCAAUGCUAAACUUGUAGUAGAAAAGGAGAAUUUUGUUAGAUGGAUUUGGUUUCGUUAGACUUAUGUUGUUGUUUGGAGAUUCAAAGAUUUUGGUUACUACUGGUUUUGUCUUAGACAAAUAGUUAUGGUUGUGCUUGUUGGAUCAUGUUUGCUUUAAAACGUAAAACCGUCACCUUCUUACAACA
Molecule: messenger RNA, 1739 nt
Organism: Brassica napus (rape)
Lineage: Eukaryota; Viridiplantae; Streptophyta; Magnoliopsida; Brassicales; Brassicaceae
Product: polyadenylate-binding protein RBP47B
Exons: 6
Coding region: 209-1513 (434 amino acids)
Cellular component (GO): cytosol
Molecular function (GO): mRNA binding
Source: RefSeq, a predicted model, not a curated record